GCUCGGUGCAAGAAAAAACGUGUACGUCAUCUCCCUGCGACACGUCAACACGCAGCUCUCCGCCAGAUGAGCUAACACAGUGCAACACGGCGGAUAGUGAUAAUAACACUUUCCAGACAGACUUAACCGGGCUUUUUAUGGCAGAAUUCUAAGAAGUGUAGCUGAUAUUGUUAAUUACAAAGGAAUUUAUUUAAUUUUGUGUUUAAUUCUAUUUGAACGAAAGCGGAGUCAGCAGCUCUGGCAUGUGUCAUUUUUUGUGCUGACUGAAGUAAACAUCCACCGUUAUUUGUUUUAACACUUAGGACUUCAGCUUUAAGGCUCUCUUGUAGGUGUCAGGAUGAACGAAGAAGAGCUGGUGGAGUAUUUCAGGGCUCAGAUGAGGAAAGACCCGGACAUGGCCUCUGCUGUGGCCGCUAUCCGCACCCUGCUGGAGUUCCUCAAGAGAGAUAAAGGUGAAACCAUCCUGGGCCUGAGGGAGAGCCUGACGGGGGCCACAGACUGCCUGACAGGAGUGGACUCCUCUGUGGCCGUGUCCUCGGGAGGAGAGCUCUUCCUGCGCUUCAUUAGUCUCACAUCACUGGAGCACCAGGAUCUGUCUCGCUGUAAAAAGGUGAUGGAGGAGAGAGGAGAACUUUUUCUAAAGAAGAUCUCAUUGUCCAGGACCAAAGUCGCUAAGCUCUGUCACACCUUCAUCAAAGACGGAGCUAAAAUCCUGACUCACUCGUACUCCAGAGUGGUCCUGCGGGUCCUUGAAAAAGCUGCAGCUGAGAAGAAGCGCUUCUCUGUGUAUGUGACCGAAUCGCAGCCUGACUCAGCUGGGCGACAGAUGGCAGAAGCCCUGAGAAAGCUCAAUGUUCCAGUCACAGUAGUUCUGGAUGCAGCUGUAGGGUAUGUUUUGGAGAAAGUAGACCUAGUUAUUGUUGGUGCGGAGGGGGUCGUUGAGAGCGGAGGGAUCAUCAACAAGAUUGGCACUUAUCAGAUGGCCGUGUGCUCUAAAGCUCACAACAAGCCUUUCUACGUGGUGGCAGAGAGUUUCAAAUUUGUCCGACUCUAUCCUCUCAACCAACAGGACGUGCCCGAUAAAUUUAAGUACAAAGCAGACACCCUGAGGAGCGCUCAGAACCUGUCAGAGGAGCAUCCCAUGAUCGACUACACCCCCCCCUCCCUCAUCACCCUCCUCUUCACCGACCUGGGAGUCCUCACCCCUUCUGCUGUCAGCGACGAACUCAUCAAGCUUUAUUUAUAACUCAAUAAAACCCAUUCAUGAAAAAGGUAAACACA
Molecule: messenger RNA, 1281 nt
Organism: Trematomus bernacchii (emerald rockcod)
Lineage: Eukaryota; Metazoa; Chordata; Actinopteri; Perciformes; Nototheniidae
Gene: eif2b1
Product: eukaryotic translation initiation factor 2B, subunit 1 alpha
Exons: 9
Coding region: 338-1246 (302 amino acids)
Biological process (GO): translational initiation
Cellular component (GO): eukaryotic translation initiation factor 2B complex
Molecular function (GO): guanyl-nucleotide exchange factor activity; translation initiation factor activity
Source: RefSeq, a predicted model, not a curated record